GAGAUCCGGAUCCGGAGCGGCUGAAAGGCGGAAGUGGAGGCCGGAGCCUGGGACACCGCCGGGGGGAGAGGAGCGGAGCCUGUCCGAGCCCCGGCCUCAAGUAACGCCACCGCCCCGGAGCCACCUGGGAGGCCCCCCUCCCCACGAAGUGCCUCUUUGCGUAGCGCCGACCCCACCCCCACUCUCACUGGUACCAUUACGGCGGGACGGGCCAUGGCGGGUCGGGGAGGUGCAGCGCGACCCAACGGACCAGCUGCUGGGAACAAGAUCUGUCAGUUUAAGUUGGUCCUGCUGGGGGAGUCUGCGGUGGGCAAAUCCAGCCUCGUCCUCCGCUUCGUCAAGGGACAAUUCCACGAGUACCAGGAGAGCACAAUUGGAGCGGCCUUCCUCACACAGACCGUCUGCUUGGACGACACAACAGUCAAGUUUGAGAUCUGGGACACAGCUGGACAGGAGCGGUAUCACAGCCUGGCCCCCAUGUACUACCGGGGCGCCCAGGCUGCCAUCGUGGUCUAUGACAUCACCAACACAGACACGUUUGCACGGGCCAAGAACUGGGUGAAGGAGUUACAGAGACAGGCCAGCCCCAACAUCGUCAUCGCCCUCGCGGGCAACAAGGCGGACCUGGCCAGCAAGAGAGCCGUGGAGUUCCAGGAAGCACAAGCCUAUGCAGAGGACAACAGUUUGCUGUUCAUGGAGACAUCGGCAAAGACUGCAAUGAAUGUGAAUGAAAUUUUCAUGGCCAUAGCCAAGAAGCUUCCCAAGAACGAGCCCCAGAAUGCAGCUGGUGCUCCGGGCCGGAACCGAGGUGUGGACCUCCAGGAGAACAACCCCGCCAGCCGGAGCCAGUGCUGCAGCAACUGAGCCCCCCUUGCCUGCCCAUUGCCCCCACCUCCUCCGCCUCAACGACCCGACUGGAAUCCACUCUAACCAAUCGCACUUAACGACUCGGGCCACCACUAGGGGGGGCAGAGGGAGGGGUCCACCGUAAUUUCUCCAUAUCAUUUUGAUCAUAGGCCGGAGUGAGUUAUUCCACCUGCACCUUUCUGUACAAAUACUAAUUCAAUUUUAAGUCUUAAGUCACUUUUUUAAUAUAUAUGAUCUGCUCUUCCCACUUCCUGCCCUUUCUACUGCUCUCCCACUCUUCCUCUGCCGGUAGUAGCCACGUGCCCCCGUUGCCCCAACCCUAGUGUAUGGGGAGGUGGGGGUUGGAGCAGUUCCCCUUCUUUCCCUCUUGCUGAUUAGCGGGCUCAGCAGGAGCAUCCAUAUCCUUACUGUGUUUGGAGUGCGCUUGGUUCCGGGUGGCGGGGCAGGCCCUGGGGUUAGGGAAGGGAGGGGCCGCUCUCCCCUCAGCUGGCUGUCAUCAGGCUGCGGCGCCCCCUCACCCCCUGACUCACAGCUGGGAGAGAACCCACAGCAUUACCACAGCAUUAUUGUGACAGCCACGAACCCAUUGCCCACAGCCCCCUUCCCCCUCGUCCUUGGUCACCCUGACCUCUGGCUCUGAGCCCUGUUCUGACCAAAUCACGAUGAUGAGUAUUGGGGGGGGGCGGGUAAGGGGGGGAGUGGGAGGGGAUGGAACCAACUUUUUCUGUAUUUUGUAUUGUAUGUUUUCUUCAACAUGUAACCAAUCAGUAUCUUGUCAAUAUAGUCAGCCGAUCGAUCGAC
Sus scrofa (pig) is the source of this 1668-nucleotide messenger RNA. It is a transcript of the gene RAB5C, whose product is annotated as RAB5C, member RAS oncogene family. Gene Ontology annotation, molecular function: GTP binding; GTPase activity. NCBI's taxonomy places the organism in Eukaryota, Metazoa, Chordata, Mammalia, Artiodactyla, Suidae. The record is from RefSeq and is marked validated.